Molecule: messenger RNA, 10561 nt
Organism: Eleginops maclovinus (Patagonian blennie)
Lineage: Eukaryota; Metazoa; Chordata; Actinopteri; Perciformes; Eleginopidae
Gene: fryl
Product: furry homolog, like
Biological process (GO): neuron projection development; cell morphogenesis
Cellular component (GO): cell cortex; site of polarized growth
Source: RefSeq, a predicted model, not a curated record
CACUCAUGAUGUGUGUGUGUGUGUGUGUGUGUUCAGUGAAGUAAUUUAGUGGCAGGUAGUGACUCUCAGGUGUGUGAGGGUGUCGCACUGAGAGUGUGUGUGUAGUCUUUAUGGCAUGGCGUGGGCUCCAGGAGUGCAUGCAGUGAACCUCGAGGAUCAUGGAGUUUCUGAAGAGCCUGGUACCGGGGAGCAUGUCAGGGGACGGCCCCGGUGAGCAUGGGGGAGUCCUGCCCAGGGACUCGGGCCCCCGGCUCCUGCGUAUGAAGCGCCUCAGCCUGCUCUCCAUGGGGCAGACCAUAGAGGAGGCUCCGGGGGAUCCGGGUUCAAGGAGCCCAACCCGCCUCAAAGGAAACAUCCGUCACGUUAGGAAAUUCUCCUUUUUUCCUCCUGCUCGCGGUGGCAGGGGUCAGGACGCCUCUGCCCCCAUCAGCAACAGCAGUGUGAGUAGACGGCGCCCGCCCGCCUCUGUGCCCCCCCUCCUGUGGGAGAAACACAGCGCCGCCGCCGCCAUGUCCAGCAUCACCAUCGACCCCGAGCUGAAGCCGGGAGAGUUCGUCAUCAAGAGUCUGUUCGCCGAGUUCGCCGUGUUGGCGGAGAAGAAGAUCGAGACCGUGAUGGCCGAGCCGCUGGAGAAACCUCUGUCCCGCUCGCUGCAGAGAGGGGAAGACGCCCAGUUUGAUCAGUUAAUCAGCUCUAUGAGCUCCAUAGCAGAACACUGUCUGCCCUCGCUGCUCAGGACUCUGUUCGACUGGUACCGCCGGCAGAGCGGCACCGAGGACGAGUCCUACGAGUACAGACCCCGCUCCAGCACCAAGUCCAAAGGAGACGAGCAGCACCGGGACAAAGACUUCCUCCUGGAGCGGAGGGAUUUAGCCAUAGAUUUCAUUUUUUGUUUAGUUUCUGUAGAAGUUCUGAAACAGAUUCCUCUUCACCCAGUGCCAGAUGUUCUCGUACACGAAGUCCUCCACCUGGCAUUCAAGCACUUUAAACACAAAGAGGGGUACUGCGGCCCCAACACUGGGAAUGUGCACAUCAUCGCAGACCUGUAUGCUGAGGUCAUCGGAGUCCUCACUCAGUCAAAGUUCCAGGCAGUGAGGAAGAAGUUCAUCACAGAGCUGAAGGAGCUGCGUCAGAAGGAGCAGAGUCCCUACGUGGUGCAGAGCAUCAUCAGCCUCAUCAUGGGCAUGAAGUUCUUCAGGGUGAAGAUGUACCCGGUGGAGGACUUUGAGGCCUCCUUCCAGUUCAUGCAGGAGUGUGCGCAGUAUUUCCUGGAGGUGAAGGAUAAAGACAUAAAGCACGCUCUGGCUGGACUGUUUGUGGAGAUCCUGAUCCCGGUGGCAGCGGCCGUGAAGAACGAGGUGAACGUGCCGUGCCUGAAGAACUUUGUGGAGAUGUUGUACCAGACGACCUUCGACCUGAGCUCCAGAAAGAAGCACUCGUUGGCUCUGUACCCCCUGGUGACCUGCCUCCUGUGUGUCAGUCAGAAACAGUUCUUCCUCAACAACUGGCACAUCUUCCUGCAGAACUGCCUGUCGCACCUCAAGAUGCCGUCUAACAACAGCAUCCGAAAGCAGAUCGAGACGCUGCAGAACAAAGACCCCAAAAUGUCCCGUGUGGCUCUGGAGUCUCUGUACAGACUGCUGUGGGUCUACAUCAUCAGGAUCAAGUGUGAGAGCAACACGGUCACACAGAGUCGUCUGCUCAGCAUCGUCUCGGCUCUGUUCCCUAAAGGCUCUCGCAGUGUCGUUCCCAGAGACACUCCGCUCAACAUCUUCGUCAAGAUCAUCCAGUUCAUUGCUCAGGAGAGGCUGGACUUUGCCAUGAAGGAGAUCAUCUACGACCUGCUGUGUGUGGGCAAGUCCCACAAAACCUUCACCAUCAACCCCGAGAGGAUGAACAUUGGGCUGAGGGCCUUCCUGGUGGUUGCCGACAGUCUGCAGCAGAAGGACGGAGAACCCCCGAUGCCGACGACGGGGAUCAUCAUGCCGUCAGGAAACACGCUGCGCGUGAAGAAGAUCUUCCUGAACACCACGCUCACCGACGAGGAGGCCAAGGGCAUCGGGAUGUCCCUGUACUACCCUCAGGUGAGGAAGGCUCUGGAUAACAUCCUGAGACACCUGGACAAAGAGGUGGGCCGCUCCAUGAGCAUGACCAACGUGCAGAUGUCCAAUAAGGAGCCCGAGGACAUGAUCACGGGGGAGAGGAAGCCCAAGAUCGACCUCUUCAGGACCUGUGUGGCCGCCAUCCCCCGACUCAUCCCCGACGGCAUGAGCAGGCAGGACCUCAUCGAGCUGCUCGCCAAACUCACCAUCCACAUGGACGAGGAGCUGCGCGGCCUGGCCUUCACCACGCUGCAGGCGCUCAUGGUGGAUUUCCCCGAGUGGCGUGAGGACGUGCUUUCGGGCUUCGUGUACUUCAUCGUGCGGGAGGUGACAGACGUUCACCCCACGCUGCUGGACAACGCCGUCAAGAUGCUGCUGCAGCUCAUCAGCCAGUGGAGGCAGGCGGUGCAGAGCAACAGGAGCCACGACACGGCGGGCUCUGGCGGCGGCCCCUCCCUGGAUCGCCCCCCCCUGCUCUCGGUGCUUCACAUGGUGGAGGGUCUGGCUCUGGUGGUCCUGUGUAGUUGUCGCCCGGCAACACGCCGCCUCGCCGUCAACGUCCUGAAGGAAGUCCGAGCUCUGCACACUGCGCUGGGCAUCGGGAAGGGGGAUGAGGAGCUGGCCAUCGAUGUGAUGGACAGAUUGAGUGCGUCGGUGUUGGAGAGCUUCAUCCAUCUCACAGGAGCCGACCAGUCCUCCCUGCUGUACUGCCCCAGCGGCAUCGACCUGCAGACUCUGGCCGAGUGGAGCUCGUCUCCCAUCAGCCACCAGUUCGACGUGGUGAGCCCCUCCCACAUCUGGGUGUUUGCCCACGUGACGCAGGGCCAGGACCCCUGGGUGAUCAGCUUCUCCAGCUACCUGCGGGGGGAGAACCUGCCCAAGCACUGCCCCUCCGCCCUCAACUGCGCCUGGAUGUUCGCCUACACCCGCCUGCAGCUGCUGUCCCCGCAGGUCGACAUCAACAGCCCCAUCAAUGCCAAGAAGCUGAACAGUCUGAGCAGCAGCGACUCGUACGUGGGUCUGUGGAGGAACUACCUGAUCCUGUGCUGCAGCUGCGCCUCCUCUUCCUCCUCCUCCUCCUCCUCCUCCACUUCUGGCUCCGUCCGCUGCUCCCCCCCCGAGACGCUGGCGUCCACGCCGGACAGCGGCUACAGCUACGAUUCUAAGAUAGUGGGCUCCCCCUCCCCCUCCUCCCUGUUUAAGCACAUUGUCCCGAUGAUGCGCUCCGAGAGUAUGGACGUCACGGAGUCUCUGGUGCUCGGGCUCGGCAGGACCAACCCUGUGGCCUUCAGAGAGCUGAUCGAGGAGCUGAACCCCAUCAUCAAAGAAGCGUUAGAGAGGAGACCUGAGAACAUGAAGCGGCGCCGGCGCCGGGACGUUCUCCGGGUCCAGCUUGUCCGGAUCUUCGAGCUGCUGGCUGACGCUGGAGUCGUCAGUCAGAUAGCCAGCGGGGGUCUGGAUGCAGAGAGCCACUCUCUGAACGGAGCUCUGCUGGAGUACGUGGAUCUGACCCGGCAGCUGCUGGAGGCCGAGAACGACAAGGACUCCGACACCCUGAAGGACAUCCGCUGCCACUUCAGCGCGCUGGUGGCCAACAUCAUCCAGAACGUCCCAGUACACCAGAGGAGGACGAUCUUCCCGCAGCAGUCCCUCAGACACAGUCUGUUCAUGCUGUUCAGCCACUGGGCCGGACCCUUCAGCAUCAUGUUCACUCCUCUGGACCGAUACAGCGACCGCAACAUGCAGAUCAACCGACACCAGUACUGCGCUCUCAAGGCGAUGUCUGCGGUGCUGUGCUGCGGUCCUGUCGCUGAUAACGUCGGCCUCUCCUCUGAUGGAUACCUCUACAAGUGGCUGGACAACAUCCUGGACUCUCAGGACAAGAAGGUGCACCAGCUGGGCUGCGAGGCGGUGAUGCUGCUUCUGGAGCUGAACCCGGAUCAGAGUAACCUGAUGUUCUGGGCCGUGGACCGCUGCUACACCGGGGCCCGCCGCGUGGCUGCAGGCUGCUUCAAGGCCAUUGCCAACGUCUUCCACAACAGGGAUUACCAGUUUGACACGGUGGUGCUGCUGAACCUGAUCCUGUUCAAAGCUGCUGAUUCUUCCAGAGAUAUCUACGAGGCGGCCAUGCAGCUGCUGCAGAUCCUGGAGCCCAAGCUCUUCCGGUACGCCCACAAGCUGGAAAUCCAUAGAGGCGACGGGAUCCUGACCCCCCCCUCCCCGCUGCCACACCUUUACUCCGUCUCGUACUACCAGCUGUCGGAGGAGCUCGCCCGGACCUAUCCUGAGCUCACGCUGCCCAUCUUCUCAGAGGUGAGUCAGCGGAUCCAGACGGCGCAUCCUGGUGGCCGGCAGGUGAUGCUGCACUACCUGCUGCCCUGGAUGAACAACGUGGAGCUGGUGGAACUGAAACCCACCACGCGGCGGCCGGAGGACUGCUGCAGCGGCGAGGAGGAGGAGGACGAGCGGGAGGUGAUGAUGGUGAACAGCCGGCGCUGGCUGAGAGGAGAAGGCUGGGGCUCGCCUCGAGCUACAACCAUGGUGCUCAACAACCUCAUGUUCAUGACCGCCAAGUACGGGGAUGAGUUUGCCUGGUCGGAGAUCGAGAACGUUUGGACGACAUUAGCUGACAGCUGGCCUAAGAACCUGAAGAUCAUCCUGCACUUCCUCACCAGCAUGUCGGGGGUUAGCAGCGACCCCAGCCUCCUGCCAUACGUGAAGCGCGUGGUGGUGUACCUGGGUCGGGAUAAGACCAUGCAGCUGCUGGAGGAGCUGAUGUUUGAGCUGGAGAGCACGGAGCCCGUCAGCUCAGCCGUCACUCACAUGGACAACCCGCCUUACUACCGCAUCACCUCCAGCUACAAGAUCCCCUCCGUCACCUCAGGGACGACCUCCAGCAGCAACACCAUGGUGCCCGGUACCGAAGGACAUCACGAGGGGAAGAUGAAAGACCCCAACAUGGAGGACAGUUACACCCACCUGGACAUCUACAGCGGGCUGAACAGUAACCUGAACCGGCAGCACCACCGGCUGGAGUCCCGAUACAGCAGCAGCUCCGGAGGCUCCUACGAGGAGGAGAAGAGUGACUCCAUGCCGCUGUAUGCUAACUGGCGUCUGAAGGUGAUGGACCACAACCGGCCCGAGCCGCUGCCCUUCCCCCCCACCGGAGGCUGCUGGUCUCCUCUGGUGGAUUACUUGCCGGAGACCAACGCCCCCGGGGUGCCACUGCACAGGUGCAACAUCGCAGUGAUCCUCCUGACAGACCUCAUUGUGGACCACGGGGUCAAAGUGGAGUGGAGCGCCUACCUGCACCUCCUGCUGCAUGCUAUCUUUAUAGGGUUUGAUCACCAGCACCCCGAGGUGUACGAGCACUGCAAGCGCCUGCUGCUCCACCUGCUGGUGGUGCAGGGAGCCAACAGCAGCGUUCAGUCUGUGGCCAUGGUGCUGCUGCGAAACAGGGACUACAACGAGCCCCGAGUCCUCACUGUGAAGCCCCCAGCCCCGGAGAUCAACCUCACAGGCGUGCAGGAGCUGCUGCCGGACGGUCAGCCCUCCCCGAUGACGGACUCCGGCCUCAGCUCCUCCUCCACCUCCUCCAGCAUCAGCCUCGGGGUGGGGGGGGGCGGCAUGUCCCACCUCACCCCCCCGCUGCUCAGUGAGGUGGACGCUUCCGUAGAACAAGACGAGAAAGUCAAAGCUCUCAUCGAGUUCAUCACCUCCAGGAAGCGUGGCCCGCUGUGGAACCACGAGGACGUUUCUCCAAAGAACCCGAACAUCAAGAGCGCCGAGCAGCUCAGUGUGUUCGCCCGACACGUAGUGACCGUCUUCAAACACUCGCCCUCAGGUUUCCAGCUGGACUCCCUACUGAGUGAAGUGUCUCUGCAGACCGCUCUCUCCUGCUCCUCCAGACAUUACGCCGGACGAUCCUUCCAGAUCUUCAGAGCUCUGAAGCAGCCGCUGACCCUCGGCACGCUGUCCGACAUCCUGUCCAGACUGGUGGAGACGGUGGGGGACCCUGGAGAGGAGGCGCAGGGCUUCGUCAUUGAACUCCUCCUGACUCUGGAGUCGGGCAUCGACACGUUAGCAGACACCGUGAAGAACUACGACCUCCUCACCGCCUUAGCUCAGACCUCUGCAGCGCGGGACCACCUGCUGGGUCCCAAGUUUGCCGCCAACAGGAAGAGCACGGGUCAGCUGAACCUGAGCAGCGGGGGUCUCUUCCUGCACGCUCGCAGUAACUCGCUCAGAGCCUCCCUGAUGGGGGAGAGGAAGGCGGACCGGCGACGCAGCAACACGCUGGACAUCGCUGACCGCCUCGCCGGCAGCCACGGGAACCUGGCCCGCACUCGCAGCUUAUCCUGCCUCGGGGGGGGCGGGGGUCCAGGAGGGGACGCCCUGCCCCCAGUGGAUCCCUCCAACCUGAUGGCCACGGUGUUCUGGAUCGCGGCCUCGCUGCUGGAGUCGGACUACGAGUUCGAGUACCUGCUGGCGCUGAAGUUGCUGAACACGCUGCUGGGCCCGCUGCCGCUGGAGAGAGCUGACAGCCGGCAGCGCCUGGAGAACGUGCAGAACAAGCUGAAGUGGUACAGCUUCCCCGGCCUGCUGCAGCUCUUUCUCAAGGGCUUCACCUCCGCCUCCACCCAGGAGCUCACCAUCCACCUGCUCAGCAAGCUCAUCAGCGUCUCCAGAAACACUCUGGUCGACCCGUCGCAGGUGGCAGGUUUCCCUCUGAACAUCCUGUGCCUGCUGCCUCACCUGAUCCAGCAUUUUGACAGCCCGACGCCGUUCUGUAAGGAGACGGCGGAUAAGAUAGCGAAGGUGUGUGCCGAGGAGAAGUCGCCCACCCUCUCUAACCUGGCCCACAUGAUGAGCCUGUACAGCACACACAGCUACUCCAGAGACUGCAGCAACUGGAUCAACGUGGUCUGCAGAUACCUGCACGACGCCUUCGCUGACAUCACGUUAAACCUGGUCACCUACCUGGCUGAGCUGCUGGAGAAGGGACUUCCCAGCAUGCAGCAGUCCUUGUUGCAGAUCAUCCACAGUCUGCUGAGUCACAUCGACCUGUCAGCGGCGCCCGUCAAACAGUUCAACCUGGAGAUCAUGAAGAUCAUCGGGAAAUACGUCCAGAGCCCGCACUGGAAGGAGGCUCAGAACAUCCUGAAGCUGGUGGUGUCGCGCUCGGCCAGCCUGGUGGUCCCGGACGACGUGCAGCGCUCCUACAGCUCAGAGUCCUGCGGCUCCCCGGAGAUCGCCUUCACCCGGAUCUUCAACAACGCCUCCAAGGAGCUGCCCGGGAAAACGCUCGACUUCCACUUCGACAUCUCCGAGACGCCCAUCAUCGGGCAUAAGUACGGAGACCAGCGCUCUGCGGCCGGGCGCAACGGGAAGCCUCAGGUGAUCGCCGUGACCCGCAGCACCUCCUCCACCUCCUCAGGGUCCAACUCCAACGGGCUGGUGCCGGUCAGCUGGAAGAGACCACAGCUGUCCCAGAGGAGGACCAGGGAGCGACUGAUGAACGUCUUGUCUCUAUGUGGCCCCGAGUCCGGCAUCCCCAAGAACCCCUCGGUGGUGUUCUCCUCCAGCGAGGACCUGGACUCGGCGGACCAGCAGACCAGUCUGAUCCCCACGGUGGAGGAGGUGGUGCGGGAGGAGGAGGUGAUGGGGGAGGACGGCGGCAGCGAGCAGCAGUUCGGGGUCUUUAAGGACUUCGACUUCCUGGAUGUGGAGCUGGAGGACGCCGAGGGGGAGAGCAUGGACAACUUUAACUGGGGGGUGCGGCGCCGCUCCCUGGAGAGCAUGGACAAAGGCGGGGGGGACACGCCGUCGCUGCAGGAGUGCCAGUUCACCGGCAGCACGCCCAGCCUCAACCUCACCAACCAUGAGGACACGGACGAGUCUUCAGAGGAGGAGGUACUGAGCGCUAGACACGUCCUCAUGAACAGUGACUCCGCCACGGACGACACCCAUGUGGAUUCCCUGCACCAGGACUCGCUGCAUCAGGACCCCCUGCAGCGGGACUCCCUGCAGCGCUCGCAGGAGUCAUGCAGCAGCGCCCUGACAGAGGAGGCCCCUCUGCCCCCCCUGCCCCCCCUGGACAGCCCCAUGCUGGAGAGGAUCCAUUCAGACACCAGCAGCCAGCUGCCUGAGGACGGGGUCAGUAUGACGUUGGGAGAGGACCUCAGCAGCAGUGUGAGUACAGACACAGGGUUCUGCUCCGUCCCCCCGCUGCCCUCUGACCCCUCGGAGCUGUGUGAGCUCCAGGACCCUCAGGAGGACCUGGACCCGGCCCCCCCUCCCCCACCGGCCAUAGACACCCCCCCGGGGUCGGUGUGUGAGGAGGACUCCCCUAUAGUGCUGCAGCUCCCCCCAGAGACGCAGCAGGAACCUGACCCUGAUCCAGACCCGGACCCCGACAGCAGCUACGGAUGGGAGGAGGACGUGACGCUGGCUCUGAAGGAGCUGGACGAGCGCUGUGAGGAGGAGGAGGGGGGCGACCUCUCCGACAUGUCCAGUCAGGAUGAAGGUGACGCAGAUAGCUUCCCGGAGACCCAGGCCUCCCCUCCUCCUUUGCCCUUCUUCUCCGCCAUCCUCGCUGCCUUCCAGCCCGUCGCCUACGAGAGCGAGGAGGAGGCGUGGCGUUGCCAUGUCAACCAGAUGCUGUCCGACACGGACGGCUCCUCGGCUGUUUACACCUUCCACGUGUUCUCCAGACUCUUCCAGAGCAUGCAGAGGAAGUUCAGCUCCAUCACCCACUCCUCAGUGAGGUUCCUGGGGGAGAGUCUGCAGCGGAUGGGGAAUCAGUUCCUGAGCUCUCUGGAGGUGAUGACGUCUCGAUCCCAGUGUCCCACGGUGCUGCUGGACGCAGAGACGCUGGUCUCUUGUGGCCUGUUGGAGACUCUGAAGUUUAGUGUGCUGGAGUUACAGGAACACCUGGACACCUACAACGCCAAGAGGGAGGCCGCCGAGCUGUGGCUGGAGAACUGCAGGAAAACCUUUGGAGACAAAGAGAGUGACCGGAGAGCGGACACUCACACUCAGCACAUGGAGAGUCUGGCAGAGCUGGAGUUGUGUCGCAGGCUCUACAAGCUUCACUUCCAGCUGCUGCUGCUCUUCCAGGCGUACUGCAAGCUGAUCAGCAGAGUGGACACCAUCAAGAGGGAGGCCGAGGUGACCAACAUGUCCGAGGAGCUCAGCCUCCUGGAGAGCUGCCUGAAGGAGGCGGAGACAGGAAGUGACUCUCAGGAGACAGGAAGUGACGCUCAGGAGGACGUUUGCAUGUCGGACGCCGCUCACACCAACACGGAGACGGCCAUCCAAUCCCUGAUCGAGAACCUGAGGGCCAGAGACUUCAGCGCUGCGCUGACACAGGUCAAACUGUUCAGGUCUCUGUGGCCGAACGAUAUCUUCGGCAGCGAAUCAGAGGACGCCGUUCAGACGCUGCUGCUCAUCUUCUUCCGGCACCAGACCCUGGGGCAGACCGGCUGCCUGGCGGUGGUCGGGCCCAGCAGAGACCUGAACCCGGCCUCCAGCCGCCUGAUGGAGCUCAACCUGCAGAUCAGAGAGGCCCUGAACCAGGCGCCCCCCCCCCCCCAGCACGCUCAGCACAGGACUGUGAGGCCGUGCGCCCCCCCCCCCCGUACAAAGGGCUACAGGAUGUGUGGUGUGAUCUCCUGUAUGAAUGCUAAGCUAACGCAGAUUCAGUUGCAAUAAGAGGAGGGGUCUCUCCUCCUGUGUUUCUGCUGAGCCCCCCCCCCCCCCCCCCCCCCGCUGCAGCAUGUUUCAGGACCACAUGCAGAAGCAGAAACCUUCUUUAUGAAACGUUUUCAACAGCAUGCUUGAAAGAGAGAAGCACUGCGAGAUAUUUUUUUGAGAAAUGUAUUUUUUAUUAGAGCUAAUCCUAGGUUGUAAAUGUGAGGGUGUCUGACCUGCGGCUCCUCAGGGGGUGUGAAGAGAAUCUGUUUAUCGACCUGCGUCUGCACGCACUCUCUAACCAAAUAGUAGCUGCCUUUAGACACCGCUCCGGCUCGUUAUGGAUAACUUAUUUUACUCUGUAUAUAUUUUAGAGAUGUAUAGUAAACAGUAUUUUGUGUAACGCACUGUUCCUCCGCAGAGGAAGUCUGUACAGAGCUCAUGUGAUGAGACGCCGCCUUCCUCCAAUCACAACCUUCCUCUGUGAUGUAGCUCCGCCUCCUGCUGCACCCCAGCCAAUCAGAAGCAUUCCCCGUCUCCACUGUGAGCUGUGAUUGGCUGCAGGACUCUUCCUGUCCCGGCACAUCGUGACAUCACUGUACUCAUUCCUCAGAGAGCUUUCCUGCUUGUCUGGUACAUUUGAAUGCUGUUCUUAAUUAUUUAAUGAAUAUAUUAUUUACCUGGAAGAUGUUUUAAUGUAGAGCUGCAUUAUACAUUUCUGUUCUCACAUACCAGCCUUCUCUCUGGAUAAUAAAACCCUAAUCAUA